GGUGGCGCCAUCGAUUUUGACCAUCCCGAUGUUUGCCGUGACUUUUUAGUCGGCUUCUGUUUGGCUGAAGCCUUCCGCAACACUAAGAACGACUUAGGAUUUUGUCCAUUUGUAAGUUUUAUGCGAGUUGAGGACCAUAGUCCUAUCCACGACGAAGCUCUCAAGAAGCGCUAUCAGGAAAGCCAUCGAUACGGGCGUCUUGGAUACGAGGAAAAAUACUUGGAGAGAAGUUUUGGCCAGAUUGUCUUCUUAUGGUAUCACUUUCAGCUCAACCGUAUGCACAAUGAGGUGCGCAGGAAAAUUGAGAAGAAUGAAGCUCGUCUCGUCCAUACAAGGGCAGAUACGCAUGUGUCCAGUGAAGUGUAUGACAAGAAGAAGAAAGAUAUAAAUGAAAGAAGGGAGGUACUUGGCAGGAAAAUUGAAGGAUUAAUGCAAGAAGCUGAGAUUGAGGGACAGCAGGGGAACGUUGGAGCAGCACAAAAGGCCGUGCAGAAGGCGGAUGAAUUUGCGAAAGAGCGAGAAACUUUGAGAAGGCAGGAAGAGGACCUGGAGCUUGAGAGACAGAAAGCGAUCACUAUGGAAGAGCAGCUUACAGCUGGAAACAAACAAAUGCAAGUUUGUCAGGUAAGCGAGUUUGUAUGUGCAUUGGUUUGGGUUAAUACGUAUAGUGCCUUCGAUUCUCUCAUUGUGCAUUCUUCCCCACGUUUUUUGUUGGUCUUGAGGUUGUUUCAAGCCUUGAAGGCACCGUUCCAAGAAUUAUGAGG
Messenger RNA from Cylicostephanus goldi, 764 nucleotides. NCBI's taxonomy places the organism in Eukaryota, Metazoa, Nematoda, Chromadorea, Rhabditida, Strongylidae. The record is from the annotation of a GenBank genome assembly.